This is a messenger RNA of Lagopus muta (rock ptarmigan), 5002 nucleotides long. RefSeq names its product pleckstrin homology domain containing A2 (gene PLEKHA2). Gene Ontology annotation, cellular component: cytoplasm; membrane. The transcript is spliced from 12 exons. NCBI's taxonomy places the organism in Eukaryota, Metazoa, Chordata, Aves, Galliformes, Phasianidae. The coding region runs from base 137 to 1372 and encodes 411 amino acids. The record is from RefSeq and is a predicted model, not a curated record. Gene Ontology annotation, molecular function: PDZ domain binding.
UGAGCCGCGGGCACACCCCCUCCGCGCCCAGCCUUCCUCCGCGGCUCCGUUCGGCGUGCGCGCAGCCCCAACCCCGGCCAUGCGCGGGGCCGACAGCACAGCGGCGGUGCGGGGGUGAUGCCAGAAGGAGCCCGGCAUGCCGUACUUGGACCGACAGAACCGUAUCUGUGGGUUCCUGGACAUUGAGGAAAAUGAGACCUGUGGCAAAUUCCUGCGGCGUUACUUCAUCCUGGACACGCAGGCCAACUGCCUGCUGUGGUACAUGGACAACCCGCAGAACCUGGCGAUGGGAGCAGGCGCCGUCGGCUCUUUGCAGCUCACCUACAUCUCCAAGGUCAGCAUCGCCACCCCGAAACAGAAACCCAAAACUCCGUUCUGCUUUGUGAUCAACGCUCUGUCCCAGCGCUAUUUCCUGCAAGCCAGCGACCAGAAGGACCUGCAGGACUGGGUGGAGGCUCUCAACCGUGCCAGCAAGAUCACGGUCCCAAAGGGUGGUGCUGCUGCACCCCCCACCACUGAGGUCACAAAGCCCCCUGCAGUGCUGCAGGCACAGGACAGGAAGCCCCCGGUGGCCUACAAGACUGAAAUCAUCGGUGGGGUGGUGGUGCACACCCCCAUCUCCAUCAGCCAGAAUGGUGGGGAUGGAGCAGAGGGCAGCGACCCGACUGCACACCCACUGCUGCGCCGCUCGCAGAGUUACAUCCCUGCCUCUGCCAGCAAGCCUCCCGCCGGGCCACCGGCCAUCAAGAGCGGCUUCUGCGUGAAGCAGGGCAAUGUGAGGAAGAGCUGGAAGCGCCGCUACUUUGUCCUCGAUGAGUUUUCCAUCAGUUACUACAAAUGUGAGCAGGACAAGGAGCCGCUGCGUUCCAUCCUGCUGAAGGACAUCUGCAAGACCCACGAGUGCCUGGUCAAAUCUGGUGACCUCCUGAUGCGGGACAACCUUUUUGAGAUCAUCACGAGCUCCAGGACCUUCUACAUCCAGGCAGACAGCCCUGAGGACAUGCACAGCUGGAUCCGCGCCAUCACAGGGGCAGUGCAGGCCCUGAAGACCCGCCCCAGGGAGAUCUCCUUCAUGCGCUCUUGCUCCAUGACCAAACCCGGGAGCAGCUCGGUGCCGUCGCAUCCACAGGAGAGGAGAACACCUUGCAAGGCCCCAGCCACCGCCUGGCAGCCCUGGACGCCGGUGCCACAGGACAGGAGGCAGCCCGAGGUGCCCAGCCGGGAUGCGGUGUUUGUGCCGGCGCUGACGGAGCGCGAUGGAGCUCCUGUGCUGGGUCAGCGCCUGCGGCAUCGCUCAGAACCGCAGCACCACAAGGAGAAGUCGUUCCUCUUCGACCUGGAUGAUGACAGCAUCCGGACCUCUGAUGUCUGACAUUGCCUCUGCCCCACGGCGUGCCCCCUGCAUGGCUGUGCGGCAUCAUUUCUCCCCCAGCACCAAAAUAUGGAAGACAGUGCGGGAGGCACGAGGGGGGUGAGGCGGCCUUUCCUCUCUUUGGAACAACGUUCAUCUCCCUUCUGUGCUGCUCAGUCUUCCCCAGCACAGCUGUGCCUGGAGCAGGAGCUGCGCUGCAGCCUGCAGUGUUGGAUGAUGUUUCUUGGAGAUGGGCUCCAUGCACUGCUCGACUGAUGGGAUACCAGCACACCCAGUGGCAUCUAACUGCCUCCUUUUGUACCUGUGGCCAUUGUUACAUCCCAGUGAGGUGUGCUGCUCCUGGGGGACAUCGGUGACCGGGGCUUUGGUAUCCUCAGGUUGUUCUGGGGUUUGUUAGGCACCAAAAAGACACAAAGCUGUGCACAAAGCAACAAAAGCUGAGCGUGUAGAUGAACCCCGGGAGACUCGUCCAACCGCCCUGCGCUGACUCAGAAUGAAAAUGAGAAGAACCUUUCUUAGCAGUGUGAGCCGGUCAUUUCCAUAAGCAAAUAUCCCCCUGUGGGAGGUGUGACACAUAGCACAUGGAAAAUGCAAGUUCUUCCCAUUGGAGUGAUUGUUUGAUGCCUGUAGCCCAACAGCACGUUGUAGGAUGCCAUGCGUGCUGCAAGCAGGGCUUGGUGCUGUGUGCACUCAGAGCUGCACGCAGUGCUGGAGCUGAGCUGCCCAAACCUGCAUUGCAGCUGAAGGAUCAGGGCUGCAGGUGUGGGGCUGCGCUGCAAGCCCAGCAGUGCUGGAGUGCUCUGCAGUUAGCAAGGUGUCCCUUUGCUUUGUAUAGUUAUUUUCUUUGCUUUUGGUUAUUACGCAUUCUCUGCUCUGCAAAAUCAGCCCCAGUGUGGCAGGGUGUUGUCAGAUGGCAUUACUUUGCUUUCCCAUUGUGUCUGUUGUGACCCGUGGAGAAGCAGCUGCAGAUACACUUUAUAUACAGUGAGGGAAGGUGAAUGGGAUCCCCCAGACCCAAGGGGGCAAGAGCAGCUUUGUGCAGGAGUGCUGGAGAACACUGAAAUGAUGAAAACGAGUGGGAAAACAAUGCAAAUGGUACUGGGAGAAUGUUAAUAUUUGUUAUUUAAUUGUAGAAACCUCAGUUAGGCUGUUCCUUUUUGCCUUUUUCCUUUGUUUUUGCCUUCGGCUGACCUCUGCUUGCUGGUUUGGUGCUCUGCUCCCUGGAGGUUUUGUGCUGUUGCUCACAUUCGCAGCACUGGGUGAUGUCGGCGCUCUGACCUCAUUUUGGGAACCCAUUAAAUGAUGGUUCCUUUGUGCAAGGCUUCAAACACAGCACCAAGCCGUGUUGCUUAGCAAUUGCAAAGUUUCCUCAGGCCUGGGAUGGUGGAGCAGAAGCUGGUUGCACAAUUAAGGUUAAUUAUCCAGGAAGGUAACUACCUGUGGCUGCAGCGCUGUCGCAACGCUCUCUCUUCUCCCAUUCCCACCCUCCUCAUCUCUGGGAUAGAAUGAAGCAUUGGUGGGAGAUGUGUGCAGGCUCCGGGGGUUUUGUAUGGGAUGUGAUGUGAGAGUUUGCUCUUUGAUAUGAAAAUGCCCAAAUGGUUCCCAGCCGUGCUCCAAGUGCUCUUAGGGCCGGGGGUCCCUCAGCCUGCAGAUGGGUUUUGGCUGCAGAUGGAACUCUCUUUUGCCUCUUUGUAAAUAAAGAAGGAAACCCCAGGUGCUUUUCUAGGCUCUCUGUUGGUGCUUGGUAAGAGGUGAAAGGAAGUGAAGGCAUUUGGGGGGCAGUUUGUUGGCACGCAACGGGUGCACGCACCUGAUGCCUUCUCCCGAUGAGCCGCUUGCUGCCUUUGCUUUCAGAGCGCUGCAGAGGGAGCCCUGCGGGCAACCCCUCCUUCCAUCCCCGAUCCCCCGCGCUUCGGAGGCGUGCAGGGUUUCAUUUUGGAGGUACAAAGAGCUCGGCGGGACGUGGGCUGCGUACAGACAGAUGCUAUCGGUGAAGCGCCAGACCAAGUGCCAGACGGCGCCCCGGGGCUGUGGGACCGCAGAGCGCUGCGCUCGGGGUCAGCGGGAUCCAGGGGGUGAGCGCUGCUCCUCAGCUCCCCGGUCGGGGCUGUGAGAGCCGAGCUGUAAUCAGCAGCCGCUGCCCCGUAGGCGUCUCUGCUUUUUGCAUGCGGCCGCGCACCGGGAAGGCAGCAGCCAGGAAGUCAAUUCACUCCUUUCAUUUACAGUGCCAGACGUCCUACAAGGAGAGAACUCCUCCACCCAGAUUUGCUUUGAAAUGUUUUCCAUUAGCCUCGCUCGCAACGGGAGUUAAAAGCAGGGAAGUUCACUUUAUGUGAGGAUAAAGUCAGACCCCACGCUCGUGUCAUCUGAUUUCUCAUGCAAUACAACUCUGUGGCAGCUAACGAAUGUAAAUUUCUGUAUCUGUUUGUUAUUAAGUGGAGAUAAUAACUGAGCUUUUUUUUUCCCAAGCACUCAGAAGCCCUUUUAAUUUCAGAGCAAUUAAAAAAAAUAAGAGUAACUAUCACAUAUUAUGACUGAAAUCCCAGAGAGAGAAUUUUAUGUGGGAAACUGCAGAGCAAAGAAGUUCAGAUCAGAAGGGCCGAAUCCCUGCAGCCAGGGAAGCUCCAAUGAAUUCUGCCUUGCUGAGGGCACAACGAAGGGUAUCAGCAAUGCCCCGGGUCCCCCUCACUGCAGUUAAUGACAGCCUCGCUGAUGGAAGGAAUGUGAGCUCCUGCUGUGAGCUGGCAGCUGCCGGGCUGAGAACACAGGGAGAUGUUAAUGAUGAUGGGCUUUUACACACAGGAUUAUUAUUUUUUUUUCUUUCUGGCUCACAAAUUAAUUUUUUUUUCCCACCAUGGGCUCCCCAGCCCUGUUGUUCCACUGGGCUGAAGAAUGUGGUAGGUUUAUAAUGAAGGCUCCCCCCCCCACCACCUCACCCCACAGCCCUGAGACCCGUUCAAAGCUGCCAAACUCAGAUUACUUGUGACCUAAAUGGGAUAUAAAUCCCAUUCCCCAGAGAGGAGGAGUUGUUGCAACAAACCACAAAGCAAAACUGGAACGGGCGCCAUUAAUUCCCUGCCAGGCUGAAACCUUUUGCAGUUCCACAGGACAGAAGUAACACCAGCAGAAGGCAGCUAAAUGCAAGCAGGUGGAGGGUGCUCAGUUUGCAGAACUCCAUGAGAAUGGAAAGUAUACAUCUGCUGCGUUUUAUGUCAAAUCUUAUUGGGCUUUUGCAUAUAUGGAUUUUUGUGUCUGGUUCUGGCUGUCUGUGUCUUGCUGUAGCUUCCCUUUCCCGUUUUUAUUCAACUUGGGAAGUUCUCAAACUGCAGCUGGCAGAACUUCCUCUUUUGUGUGUGUGUGCAGUCGCUUGAGGCCUCUGCUUGUUCCAGUACUGCAUGAACUCUGUGCCAUGCCUGAAGUCCUCAGGUUCUUUUAUUUCCCAAACCCAUUUCUCUCACAGUAUGUGGCCAGUUUUUCACAUCCCAAAUUUAUUCUGGCUUUUCCAGCCUGAAAGAGAGGAAAGUGACAUUCUUCAGAAGGGUCCAGUCUCUCUGCUAGAUCUUACUCAGCUUCAACGUGCAGCAAAUGCGUGUGGGCAUAAGCAAACAAUUAGAAUUUGAGCUUGUCACU